Coregonus sp. 'balchen' is the source of this 9011-nucleotide messenger RNA. The record is from the annotation of a GenBank genome assembly. NCBI's taxonomy places the organism in Eukaryota, Metazoa, Chordata, Actinopteri, Salmoniformes, Salmonidae.
AUGUCUCAAUCCAAACCGCUCCUCAUCCCUUGGUUGCGGGAACAGAUAAAUAGUGGCCAGUACCCAGGGGUUACCUGGACCAAUCAGGAGCGAACAGAGUUCUGCAUUCCAUGGAAACAUGCUUUGAGGCAGGAUUCCUGCAGCGAUGAUGUACUUAUUUUCAAGGUAAAGUCAAUAUCUCACUCUUCACUUAAAAAAUAAAUAAUAACAGUGUUACUCACCAUUUACUGCUCCCAAUGCUUAAAGGAAAGUUUAUUGUUUCAUUAGCCCAUUGUUUAUAGUCCCAAAAUGUGUUGCAUGUUAGCAAUCAAGUUUUCAAGAUAUAUAACUUUCAAAAUACAGAAAUACAGCUGGUAUGAUACAGCCCCCACUUCUCCUCCUUAGGGGUGGGCUGAGGUUAGCAAUGGCAGGGCUCAAGGCGACCCCUCCAUCUGGAAGAGAAACUUCCGUGCUGCCCUCCGAGCCAAGGGGUUCAAAAUGCUCUUUGACAACAAAAAUGAUGCAGCCAACCCCCACAAACUGUUCCAGUGGCCAGAUGAGGCACCCACGGGAGGUAAAGCACCAACCAAAAAAACAAAGGGAAAACAACAAUUCAAUGCUUGAAUUAUUAUUAAAACAAUGACAUAUGGAUGUGACAUAGGAGUGAAAUUUGAGCAAAUACAACACGUUCUCUUUAAUUUACAGUAAUUGGCCAAGAGGUAAACAUUUAGUGAAAGUUGCAACAAUAUUACAGUAUAUCUAAAUGAGAUGAAAUUACACUCAAUCUUUUAGUUUUCUCUCUCUUCAACCUUGUCCAUCUCUAAAGGAUCUCAGGACCCGGAACCUGAUCUGUAUCAAGAUCCCAGUCCAUUACAAAAAGUGAGUGUGCUUAUAAGAAUUCUCACUUCUUGUGAAUGAAAUGCAGUGCCUGUACUGUAAAAUCUUUUCUUCUUUUUCCCCACCUCUGCUCUUUUAGAGUCAUGGUCUACCAUCUUUUGAUGACCUUUACUGUACAGCAGAAGAAACUGUAUACACAGGUAAUGCAGAUAAAAGUUUAACGUGACAAUUUAAUGACAAGCUUUCAGGAAAUGUAUGAUGUUUAAUGCAAUCUAAAAGUCUGGAGAAGUAGGGUAAUUUUACAUUUAUGAAAUGUACUAUGUCUCUUUUGUUAUCUCAUGUUAUGUCUUCACUCAUAAUCUUUCCCACAACUACUCACCAGCGGAGGGGAUCUCCACCACUUUCAACCAGGAUAUACUUCAGGAAUGUCUGCAAGGGUUGAACAUUGAACAAACAGGUAGGAACCAACCAUUCCAAUGUGGUACUCUAGACCAGGGGCCUCCAACAGGUCAAUCGCGAGCUACCAGUAGUUAUGGAAAAUAUAUUUCACAGCAGUUUCGAUGGUUCAAUGAUUCUAUACAUUAUACUUGCUUGUUUUGUCACUUAAACUGAAAUUAGGUGAACUAUUAGAAUUUUAGUAACCAGGAAAUAACGGAGUGAUUUCAGCAUAGUGCAUCUUUAAGCCUUUUUCUGGACUAGAAAGCACUAGGCUUAAUCUGUGUCCGGGAAACCGGCCCAUAAUAAUUAUCAUAAUAUAGGCUAUUAUCCAAGUCUUUCUCUUCACUCUUCCAACCUCUUCUGCAGAGGCUGUUCAGGGUUAUGAACUCCCCGUCAAGCAACAGCAAUAUCAAAUGGAGGGCGCGAUUGGAGGGCAUGUUUUGCCUGGGCAACAGCUGUAUCCGGUUGUAAUGGAGGAUGCUGUGGGAGGAGCCAUGUUGCCCGAGCAACCAGUGUAUCCAAUGGAUGGAGUCGUUGGUGGUGCCCAUGAACAGCAGGUGGUGGAGCAGUUCACAAAUACAUUGUCCAGAACCAUGGUGGGCGAAAAUUUUAGUAAGUUAUGGAUAUUAUUUGAUUACUACUUGUGGUUGUUAGAAUUGAAGAGAAGUUAAUGCCAAUUGGCUUCUCUUCACACAGUAGUUGGUGUCUAUAUCUUAGAAAAAGGUACAGUGGGGAGAACAAGUAUUUGAUACACUGCCGAUUUUGCAGGUUUUCCUACUUACAAAGCAUGUAGAGGUCUGUAAUUUUUAUCAUAGGUACAGUUCAACUGUGAGAGACGGAAUUUAAAACAAAAAUCCAGAAAAUCACAUUGUAUGAUUUGUAGGUAAUUAAUUAGCAUUUUAUUGCAUGACAUAAGUAUUUGAUACAUCAGAAAGCAGAACUUAAUAUUUGGUACAGAAACCUUUGUUUGCAAUUACAGAGAUCAUACGUUUCCUGUAGGUCUUGACCAGGUUUGCACACACUGCAGCAGGGAUUUUGGCCCACUCCUCCAUACAGACCUUCUCCAGAUCCUUCAGGUUUCGGGGCUGUCGCUGGGCAAUACGGACUUUCAGCUCCCUCCAAAGAUUUUCUAUUGGGUUCAGGUCUGGAGACUGGCUAGGCCACUCCAGGACCUUGAGAUGCUUCUUACGGAGCCACUCCUUAGUUGCCCUGGCUGUGUGUUUCGGGUCGUUGUCAUGCUGGAAGACCCAGCCACGACCCAUCUUCAAUGCUCUUACUGAGGGAAGGAGGUUGUUGGCCAAGAUCUCGCGAUACAUGGCCCCAUCCAUCCUCUCCUCAAUACGGUGCAGUGUCCUGUCCCCUUUGCAGAUAAGCAUCCACAAAGAAUGAUGUUUCCACCUCCAUGCUUCACGGUUGGGAUGGUGUUCUUGGGGUUGUACUCAUCCUUCUUCUUCCUCCAAACACGGCGAGUGGAGUUUAGACCAAAAAGCUCUAUUUUUGUCUCAUCAGACCACAUUACCUUCUCCCAUUCCUCCUCUGGAUCAUCCAGACGGUCAUUAGCAAACUUCAGACGGGCCUGGACAUGCGCUGGCUUGAGCAGGGGGACCUUGCGUGCGCUGCAGGAUUUUAAUCCAUGACGGCGUAGUGUGUUACUAAUGGUUUUCUUUGAGACUGUGGUCCCAGCUCUCUUCAGGUCAUUGACCAGGUCCUGCCGUGUAGUUCUGGGCUGAUCCCUCACCUUCCUCAUGAUCAUUGAUGCCCCACGAGGUGAGAUCUUGCAUGGAGCCCCAGACCGAGGGUGAUUAACCGUCAUCUUGAACUUCUUCAAUUUUCUAAUAAUUGCGCCAACAGUUGUUGCCUUCUCACCACGCUGCUUGCCUAUUGUCCUGUAGCCCAUCCCAGCCUUGUGCAGGUCUACAAUUUUAUCCCUGAUGUCCUUACACAGCUCUCUGGUCUUAGCCAUUGUGGAGAGGUUGGAGUCUGUUUGAUUGAGUGUGUGGACAGGUGUCUUUUAUACAGGUAACGAGUUCAAACAGGUGCAGUUAAUACAGGUAAUUAGUGGAGAACAGGAGGGCUUCUUAAAGAAAAACUAAAAGGUCUGUGAGAGCCGGAAUUCUUACUGGUUGGUAGGUGAUCAAAUACUUAUGUCAUGCAAUAAAAUGCAAAUUAAUUACUUAAAAAUCAUACAAUGUGAUUUUCUGGAUUUUAGUUUUAGAUUCCGUCGCUCACAGUUGAAGUGUACCUAUGAUAAAAAUUAUAGACCUCUACAUGCUUUGUAAGUAGGAAAACCUGCAAAAUCGUCAGUGUAUCAAAUACUUGUUCUCCCCACUGUAUAUAAUUUGAAAUUGUAAUAUGUGGGCUUGCCAAUGUUAAUAGUUUCAAUGCUUAUAGGGGUGCUCAAGAUUGUGUUCAGCAGGCAUUGUAACCAAACGUUUUUGCAACAGAAAACACAAUCUGUGUUCUACAUGAACAAGUUGAACCUCCUUGUUCCCUCCAUUUCAAAAUGUUUUUUCUCUACUGAAAACAACCCUGGUUUAUAAUGGGAGUGCCACUCCCGUGGGCUUACCCAUAGUUUCAGUGCUGUAUCUAGACACUAUAUGGUCAUGCACAGAACACUGUAUCUUUCCCCAGGUUUAGUUGUUCCUCCUCUCAUCUUGACAACAAUCUAUUAUUUUCCUUUCUUCCCCUAGAGACCCAUUUCAGGGUGUCUGUGUACUACCGGGGAGUGAAGAUGCCUGAGCAGCUGGUUGAGAAUGAGGCAGGGUUCAGAUUAGUCUACAGGUAAAAUGGCAUAUAGCACAGCUAGGCUACAUGUUUGUCAUUUUUUUGUCUAUUGUGUUUUUGAUUAUGAACCCAGGACGAUUAGCCCUGAUGGACUAAUAGGUAUCUCUGUCUCUACUAGACCUGAACUCACACAACCGCUUCUGGACCCAGACUCUGGCCUGAAUCUGGUCUCUCUGCCCAGUCCACCACCUGUCCGGGAUGAAACCCAGGCCAAACUGACCCAAGAUAUCCUGACUCUCCUGGGAGAGGGCCUGGAGGUGGGAGCCUCAGGGUCCAUCAUCUACGGACUCCGUAAGGGUGGAACUAAGGCCUUCUGGAGCUUUGACAAGUUUGACAAGAGCAGGAGGCCCCAGGCAGUGUCCAAAUUCCCGGCGCCACUAUAUCAGGCCAAGGACUUCUAUGGAGGUGAAAGAGGAUAAUAUACACUACCAGUCAAAAGUUUGGACACACCUACUCAUUCAAGGGUUUUUCUUAAUUUUUACAAUUUUCUGCAUUUUAGAAUAAUAGUGAAGACAUAAAAACUAUGAAAAAUACACAAAUAGAAUCAUGUAUUAAUCAAAAAAGUGUUAAACAAAUCAAAAUAUAUUUUAUAUUUGAGAUUCUUUAAAAUAGCCACCCUUUGCCUUGAUGACAGCUUUGCACACUCUUGGCAUUCUCUUAACCAGCUUCAUGAGGUGGUCACCUGGAAUGCAUUUCAAUUAACAGGUGUGCCUUCUUAAAAGUAAAUUUGUGGAAUUUCUUUAUUUCUUAAUGCGUUUGAGCCAAUCAGUUGUAGGGGUGGUAUACAGAAGAUAGCCCUAUUUGGUAAAAGACCAAGUCCAUAUUAUGGCAAGAACAGCUCAAAUAAGAAAAGACAAACGACAAUCCAUCAUUACUUUAAGACAUGAAGGUCAGUUAAUCCUUCUGCGAUUCAUUUAUAAUUCAAGGCACACUUAACUAGCAUGGCUACCACAGCAUUCUGCAGCGAUACGCCAUCCCAUCUGGUUUGGGCUUAGUGGGACUAUCAUUUGUUUUUCAACAGGACAAUGACCCAACACACCUCCAGACUGUGUAAGGGAUAUUUUACCAAGAAGGAGAGUGAUGGAGUGCUGCAUCAGAUGACCUGGCCUCCAUAAUCCCCCGACCUCAACCCAAUUGAGAUGGUUUGGGAUGAGUCGGAUGGCAGAGUGAAGGAAAAGCAGCCAACAAGUGCUCAGCAUAUGUGGGAACUCCUUCAAGACUGUUGGAAAAGCAUUCCAGGUGAAGCUGGUUGAGAGAAUGCCAAGAGUUUGCAAAGCUGUCAUCAAGGCAAAGGGUGGCUAUUUGAAGAAUCUCAAAUAUAAAAUAUAUUUUGAUUUGUUUAACACUUUUUUUUUGGUUACUACAUGAUUCCAUGUGUGUAUUUUUCAUAAUUUUUAUGUCUUCACUAUUAUUCUACAAUGUAGAAAAUAGUAAAAAAUAAAGAAAAACCCUUGAAUGAAUAGGUGUGUCCAAACCUUUGACUGGUACUGAAAACUGAGACAGAUUAAUUUUUUUAGAAACUUCUUAAAGGGGAAGUUCAGUAUUUAUUUAUUGUAAGAUGGUUCCUCAACCUGAAAGUAGUCUAUGGGCCAGGAGAAACUGUAGUCCAUGUUUCAGCUUCACCCAGUACAAACUUCAGCUAACUUUAGCCACCGCUAGCUAAAGAUCAAUGGGAGUGAUAGGAGCGACCUUGCAAUUUUCAAAACGGAUUGGCUGUGUGACCAGAUUAUCUGGACACCUCUUCCCGAUAGCUAAACAGCCGUCCGUACCUUCUGCGCAUAUGCUACUUCACACACUAUUUUUCUACAUAGCUCCCCUGCUCCCUCUGCUGCUGCUUUUGGCUCUCUUCCUGUUCUCAUCCUGUUCUUUGUCUGUUGUAACUAUAAAUGACAUGAUCGCAUUUUUCUCAGAUGCGGCCAAAACUCAACAGCGCACACCACUAGGCAAAAUAUGUGCUUUGUUUGAAACAAAACACAGGUAUGCAACAGUUUGUUAACACCAUCUGCUAAAAGAAAUCGGUCACGAAACAACACUGUACAUAAUUCAAGAAGAUCUAAAUAUAUAUUGCCAUGAAACUGAUUGAGAUUAUAUGGUUGCCAUGCAGAUGCUACAUGGACAUUUCACUGGUAAAACGUAAAGAAUUAUAAUUCACGAUUGACAGUAAUAAAGGGGAAGGGGGAGCAGCGGCUACGUAAUUUUUGUUUGCCUAAAGUAACUCAUGCGCAGAAAGUGAUACGGUUGUUUAGCUCUGGAAAAUAGUCGUCCCCCCAGGGUGGAAAACCUUUAACGGUUGCCCAUAUCCAUCGAUUUUUAGCUAGCAGUUGCUUAAGAUAGCUGAAGUUUUUAGUGAAGAAAACCUAACCACGGAUUAAGCCCAAAUCACACGGGUAGUGUAUUUUUUUUUUUAUAUGCGUGUGAACGAGUGUGUUUACACUGGAAAUAGAAUGGAUGGGAGUGAAUAAGAGAAAACAGACAGGCCGUGGGCAUCAACUGCGUCACGAGCUGAAUUGUGUUUCGGAAUUAUAUAUCACAUUGUCAAUAUCAUUCCUUGUCGGUAUCACUGUUGCUUACAGCCAAUUUGAUUCAUACAGUUCAAAGUGCAUGGUUAUUGAGUGCCUUGGUUCAAAUGAAUCAAAUUUGGUCUAGAGAUUGUGUGGGUCGUUUGUAGAAAGGGAAUUCAAGGAAUUGUUAUGAUCUUCCCUACUUAGCUAAGUAAAAUUGUAUGGUUAAAAAUAUAUUGGGCUGUAGGCUAUGGUUUAGGCCUAUCUGACAAAUAGGCUACCUAUUUGAAAACAAUGCAGCAGCCUACCUGUGUUAAAUUUGAUGGGGAUAUAGCCUAGACUACGGCUGGGAAACUUGAGGAAUGAGGUAACUCCGAUUUCAAGAGAGAGUACAACUUUUUAGAAUUACUUUUCAUGACAACGCAGGUGUACACUACGCUGUGUAUGUGAAUUAAUGCUUGCGACUCUCUCACGCGCAAAUUCACGCCAUCGACGGACGUCCCCCGUGUGAUUUUGGCUUUACAGUUUCUCCUCGCCCAUAGACGACUUUCAGGGUUAGGAAACAUCUAACAUUAAGUUGUAAAAUACUGAACUUGAGAGUGAGUGAGUGAGUGACUCAGUCUUUCAGGUAGAUGUGUAGUUCUCUGGCACUGACCUUCAAAUCCCUUCACCCUCUUCCCUUCUUUCUCCAGGGCUGUUGAAGUUCAUGAACAGUCAUGAAGGAGAAUGUCCCCCCUUCUCUCUAUUCUUCUGUCUGGGAGAGAAGUGGCCAGACCCGGACAACAGACCCUGGGAGAAGAAACUGGUCAUGGUCGAGGUGAGACACACACACACAGUCAUCAGCAGGCCUCGUGAACUUGGCAUAAUUUUGUUUAAUAAUGCAUAAUUUCUGUUAUCUUGCCAUCCUCCUCCGCUCGAGGACCACCUACGCUUGUUAGUAACCUACGAUGUGCACUAUUAGCAGUUGUGACAAACGGAGCGGUUUCUGUUUUCUUCCUCCGGAAUCUGCUCUACGGUUGGGGCUAUUUAGCUAUUAUGACCCUAUUCCUGAAAGUUGAAACUCUCAGGAACAUGUACAUGUCUGCUAUUUCUCUAUACGACGUUCCCAAGCCGUGCAGAACACAUUAGAAGGGACUGACAAAACCUUUUCUACACACACAAUUAUUACCUGAUGAUCAUCCCUGAUGUUUUCCCGAACUUUCCAAUACCUUUCUGAUGCAUUUCACUCACCUUUUGAUGAAAAUAUAAAUUGUUACACCUUUAACAUAUUCAAGUCAUUUGACAUAUUUUCUUAUUAGCCUUAUAAACAUAGAAACCUGGUUGCAGUUUGUAUCUGUGCUAGAAUGGUUAAAAAGGCCAAAAAUAUAUCGGUAUUGGUCGACAUCGCAAAUAAAGCUAAACGGAUAUACACUACAUGACCAAAAGUAUGUGGACACCUGCUCGUCGAACAUCUCAUUCCAAAAUCAUGGGCAUUAAUAGGGAGUUGGUCCCCCCUUUGCUGCUAUAACAGCAUCCACUCUUCUGAAAAGACUUUCCACUAGAUGUUGGAACAUUGCUGCUGGGACUUGCUUCCAUUCACCCAAAAGAGCAUUAGUGAGAUCGGGUACUGAUGUUGGGCGAUUAGGUCUGGCUCAUGGUUGGUGUUGGCCAGUCAAGUUCUUCCACAACGAUCUCGACAAACCAUUUCUGUAUGGACCUCGUUUUGUGCACAGGGGCAUUGUCAUGCUGAAACAGGAAAGGGCCUUCCCCAAACUGUUGCCACAAAUUUGGAAGCACAGAAUCAUCUAGAAUGUCAUUGAAUGCUGUAGCGUUAAGAUUUCCCUUCACUGGAACUGAAGGGCCUAGCCCGAACCAUGAAAAACAGCCCCAGACCAUUAUUCCUCCUCCACAUUAUUCCUCCUCCACCAAACUUUACAGUUGGCACUAUGCAUUCGGGCAGGUUGUGUUCUCCUUGCAUCCGCCAAACCCAGAUUUGUCAGUCAGACUGCCAGAUGGUGAAGUGUAAUUCAUCACUCCAGAGAACGCAUUUCCACUGCUCCGGAGUCCAAUGGCGGCGAGCUUUGCACCACUACAGCCGACGCUUGGCAUUGCGCAUGGUAUCUUACGCUUGUGUGCGGCUGCUCGGUUAUGGAAACCCAUUUCAUGAAGCUCUCCCGACAAACAGUUAUUGUGCUGACGUUGCUUCCAGAGGCAGUUUAGAACUCGGUAGUGAGUGUUGUAACCGAGGACAGACUAUUUUUACGCGCUUCAGCACUCGGCUGUCCCAUACUGUGAGUCCGCCCCUGCACACACUUCUGUUUUGUUUUCUCUGCAUGUGUUUUAACUCAUGCGCUUUCUCUCUGUCAGGUGGUGUUAACCGCUCUGGAGCUACUGAAGUCAAUGGCGGUGGAAGGUGGUGCCUCCUCUCUGCAGUCUGUGGAACUGCAGCUGUCCUUGCAGGAGUCCCUGCAGGAGAUGAUGGACUUGUGCUAA